AUGAAUGCCAAUUAGUUUAAAACUCCAGAAAUUGAAAUUAUUACUCCUUAAGAAAAGAAAUCAGAAUAUCCUUAAUAAUAAUAUAUAUCAAUCAGUUUUUGUAUUUUGCUCAUCAUAAUAUAUUCAGUUUUAUUAGGAACUCAGCAAAUAUAAUUACCAUUAAUGAUUUGCAGCAUAUCUUACAACAGCAUUAUUACGAUUAUAAUAUUCAUCAGAACUUCUAAAAUUAGUUAAAAAUGUACUUUUACUAUGAUCUUAUUAAGUAAAUUGAUUAGUUUAGUUGUUUUAUUGUUCUUAGAUUAAGAUAACCUUUUUAUUAUAGCUUUUUUGAUUGAUAGUUUGGCUUAAGAACCAAAUCCUUUUUGUGCUUUAGAAUAAACUAUUAUAAAACUUACUUCUGUUGUUGUUGUUUGUAUUAAUGGAAAGUUGCAAUUCAUUAUAGUUAUAAUUUCUAUUUUUUUGUUGUAAAUACUAAAAGAUUUGCUUUACAAAUAAUCAUACAUGAAAAAAUAAUUAAAUGCUACAAAUAUUACACCAAAUUAGAAUAUUUCAUCAUAUUCAUAAUUGGAAAAAUAAAAUGAUGAAAUUUGGAAAAAUAGAAUGCAAACAAUCCCUAUCCUUGUCAUUAUUAUUUCUAUACAAAAUUGGUAAAUUGUCCAUAAAAACUAGUCCUUUUAUACUUUCUUCUCUUCUCAAAAUAAAACAGAAAAAGAACUCGAAAAUUUAAUCAUGUACCAUUUAAAUUUUCAUGUUUCCAGUAGUAAUCUUGAAGAAUAAGAUGUUUCGUCAAUUAAUCAAUUCAAUAAAUAAAGAAGACCUUAUGCAAUGACAUUUAAUAAUUGUAAUUAGAAAAAUCAAGAAACAUUAUAAGAUAUACCUGUUGGAUUACAAUCUUUGAAUGAGAUAGUUUUGAAUUUUAAAAGUAAAAUUCAGUCUUCAUUUCUUAAUCUUCAUUAUUCUGGUUAUUAUGAAAUUUCAUGCAGAUAGUAAUUAGAAGAUGGAUCAAAUGUACAAUUAUUCGGAUAAAUUGUUUAAAAUGAAAAAGACAAUGAGCUUUUGAUAUUUUUGAAUGAUGUUUCAGGUUAAACUGAAAUGUAAUAAAAUAUACUUAUUAAUGAUUUCAAGUCUAAAGUAAUUAUUAUAAUGAUUUUAGAUACUUUAAUCAUUUUCUCAUGAACUCAGAACUCCUUUAAAUAGUGCUCUGAAUUUUCUGUCAACUUCUUUAUAAGAAUAAAAGAUACCUUAGUAUGUAAAAGAUAAUUUGAUAGAACCAGCCAUCAAUUCUUUAAAAAUAUAAUAAUACCUGAUAAAUGAUAUAAUUGACUUUUCUUCUUUUUAUUAAGAUCGAAUUAAAAUUAAACUUAGGGAAUUUACUAUUUCUGAGCUCAUUACUGAAAUUAGUUAAAUGUUUUAUUAUCAAUUUAAUACUAAACAAUUAGCAUUUAAUGUUGAUUUAAAAGAAAAUUAUUUAAACUCUUUUUGUACUGAUUAUAAAAAACUACUUUAAAUUUUGGUUAAUCUUAUCUAAAAUUCUUUAAAAUAUUCAUUUAAAGGAGGUUGCGUUGUAAAACUUAUAUCAUAAGCAAAUCAGAAUAUAUUAUUUGAAAUAGUUGAUUAAGGAAUAGGCAUUCAAUAAAAUCUUUUAAAAAAAUUAUAAGAUAUAAGUAAGAAUGUUGAUAAAAAUAAAGAAUUUGUGAAAGAUUGGCAUGGAAUAGGUUUAUUAAUUUCUUCAAUAAUUUUAUAAUAAUUAGCUCCUCCUGAUUUGACAUAUUUUGAUAUAAAAUCAGAAGGGGAAAAUAAAGGAACAUUGAUUUCGUUUUGUAUAAAGAACUUUUUUAGAGUUCCUGCAUCUUAAUAAAAUAUAAAAAAUAGUACUUCUAAUUUUAUGAAUAAUGGAAGUGUUUAGAGUCAAUUUAAACAGUUAUCAAUCUCUUAAUAACUUUAAGUAAAUAGUUCCCUUUUUAAUGUUAUGGGUACUGUAGUGAAAGCAACAGAAUUUCAUAUAGCAAGUACUUAAAUAAAAACUUAAUAUGCUUAAUAUCCUUCAAAAAAAUCUCAAAAUGAUUCAUUCUAUUCAGAAAGUAAUGAUGACAAUUUAGAAAGGAGAAUAGAGGAUUUAGAAAGUUUAAAUCCUUUUUUGAUAACAGAUAUCAAUAAUGUUUUUAGUAAUAAAUUGAAAGAUAAAUCUUCUAAAAUUAUCAAUUUAAAAUAAAUUAAAUAAUUGGAAGAAAAAGAGAGUGAAUUAUUUAUAACAGGAUUAAAUAGUUUAAAAAAAUGUAAUUGCAUGAGAAUUUUGAGUGUUGACGAUGAAAUUUUUAAUUAAAAAUCCUUAUAAGUAUUGAUAUCUAAAAUGGGAUUUGAAGUUGUUCUAGCUUUUAAUGGUCAAUAAGCACUAUAAGUAGUUUAAAGUCUAUAAAAGUGUUGUUAAAGUUGUAAUAUACUUUCUUUAAUUCUGAUGGAUUAUCAAAUGCCAAUUAUGAACGGUAUUGAAGCAACAAAAUAAUUGAUUAGUAUGAUGAAUAAAUCUUAAAUUCCAUAUAUUACAAUUGUUGGAUUAACAGCAUUUACUUGUUCAAAGGAUAUUGAUAACUGUUUGAAAGCAGGAAUGCAAGAAGUAUUGGCUAAACCAUUAAAUAUCUAAGAAUUGAAACAAAUUUUAUUAUGUAUUUUUAAGAAAUGA
Messenger RNA from Paramecium sonneborni, 2680 nucleotides. Lineage: Eukaryota; Ciliophora; Oligohymenophorea; Peniculida; Parameciidae. The record is from the annotation of a GenBank genome assembly.